Molecule: messenger RNA, 7002 nt
Organism: Hemibagrus wyckioides
Lineage: Eukaryota; Metazoa; Chordata; Actinopteri; Siluriformes; Bagridae
Gene: scn5lab
Product: sodium channel, voltage gated, type V-like, alpha b
Exons: 27
Coding region: 781-6621 (1946 amino acids)
Biological process (GO): sodium ion transmembrane transport; neuronal action potential; membrane depolarization during action potential
Cellular component (GO): voltage-gated sodium channel complex; axon; plasma membrane
Molecular function (GO): protein binding; voltage-gated sodium channel activity
Source: RefSeq, a predicted model, not a curated record
GAUCGCAGUACAGUCCAUUUCCACUGCGCGCUAUUCAUUCACGGAGCUAUCAAAAAAAUCGCAGUCGUGAUUUUUUUUGUGCACAAAGAAACUUUUAAAGAGCCAAACAGAUGUGAGUCGGAGCGGUGCGUAAAGAGAGCGCAAAAAGCAGGCGGGAGUAGGCGUUUCCCAUGCACCGACCAGCUCACUUCCUCAGUCGGCGGCUCGACGGCGAUCACACAGGUUUCGUACGCGUUUGCGCUUGAAGAUUUACAGGAGAGCGCCGGUAACUCAAGUAUCUGCGAUAUACAGAAGCAAUUAUUACCGAGCCGCCUUUUGGACAACAUUAGAAGCCGGAAAGAGUCGGGUUCGGCGUCACUGACCUGUAUUUUUUUAGACAGCGAUCUCAACUUUAUUAUGUUGGAGACUUUCUGAUUUGGAUGAUUUACCAAGAGGACCUAGUGGGAAAAGAAUUCCUGAUGAAGGUAUAGCCUCUUCAGAGGUGUGCGCCAUGUCAUAUGGAGCGGAAUUUAGGCUCGCGCUGGUUUGCGCCUGAUCCGCGUAUGGAUGUGCGUUUUUAAACGAGUGAAAAACUCACCAGACGCCGUUUAUCUGGACGGGAUGAGUUUCCAGAGAGGGCUUCGCAUGCCCUUAGGCUACUCUGGGUUUUGCUAGCGCUCAUUGGGAAUGUCGGAAGUCGCUGAACUAUAAGGGCCGCUUCUUUUAGACGCAAAGCUGUCAAGAAAAGAAAGUUUCACACCUGUGAAGUAAUCAUUAGGACAGGAGGCUCAGGAUGAAAAGAUGGCAACCUUGCUGUUUCCACCGGGUUCCGACAGCUUGCACCGGUUCACUCGUGAAUCCCUGGCUGGCAUCGAGCAGCGGAUCGCCGAAGAAGAGGCGCAGAAGGCCAGGGAGUACCAGGAGGACUUGGGUGACGUGGAGACUCCCAAGCCCCGGGCAGACCUGGAGGCCGGGAAGCAGCUCCCCCGCAUUUUUGGAGACAUUCCAUCAGGACUGGUGGGGGUGCCGCUGGAGGACAUCGACCCAUUUUACUUCCAGAACAAGAGAACUUUUAUAGUACUAAACAAAGGGAAGGCCAUCUUCCGAUUUAGUGCCACAUCUGCACUCUAUAUUUUUAGCCCUUUUCAUCCUGUUAGAAGAGCAUCGAUAAAGAUUUUAGUACAUUCUUUAUUCAGUCUGUUCAUUAUGUGCACUAUUUUGACAAACUGUUGCUUCAUGGCCAUGUCGGAGCCAGUCCAGUGGGCCAAGUAUGUCGAGUACACCUUCACGGGCAUCUACACGUUUGAGUCGUUGAUAAAAAUUUUGGCGAGAGGAUUCUGCAUCGGACCAUUCACCUUCCUGCGGGAUCCAUGGAACUGGCUGGACUUCAGCGUGAUUGUCAUGGCAUAUGUUACUGAGUUUGUGGACCUGGGCAAUGUCUCAGCGUUACGGACGUUCAGAGUCCUACGAGCACUGAAAACUAUCUCGGUCAUACCAGGCUUGAAGACCAUUGUUGGCGCCCUGAUUCAGUCAGUAAAGAAGCUAGCAGAUGUCAUGAUCCUGACUGUCUUCUGUCUGAGUGUGUUCGCUCUCAUCGGCCUUCAGCUCUUCAUGGGUAACCUACGUCAGAAAUGCAUCCGCAGUACAACCAACUGCUUCAACACCACCGACACCUCUUUAUACAGCAACACCUCCUUCUUCUGCAAUAACAGGACCUGGUCAUCACUAGAAGAGUUUAACAUGGACGAAGGCAACUAUUUCAAAGAGGAUGGAUCCAGGGAUGCCUUAAUAUGUGGAUUUGCAAGUGAUGCCGGGAAAUGUCCAGAUGGUUUUGUCUGUAGGAAGACAGGACGUAAUCCGAAUUAUGGCUACACCAGCUUUGACACCUUCGGCUGGGCAUUUCUCUCUCUCUUCAGGCUCAUGACACAGGACUACUGGGAAAACCUAUACCAUCAGACGCUACGGUCUGCGGGAAAGACCUAUAUGGUGUUCUUUGUGGUGGUGAUCUUCCUGGGCUCCUUCUACUUGGUGAAUCUGAUCCUGGCGGUUGUAGCUAUGGCUUAUGAAGAGCAGAACCAAGCUACCCUCGCUGAGGCGAUGCAGAAAGAGAAAGAGUUUCAGCUCGCCAUGGAACAGCUAAAAAAAGAACAGCAAGCAGCUCACAAAUCUCAGGAGACUGAGUCAGUGUUGGCUCCUGACCUGUCUCCCUUGGCUCCUCAAGAAGACAAAGAGCACAAGAACAGGAAGAAAAGCCUGAGGCCACUUUCAGAAGAGAUGGAGAACAAUGGUGAUGAAAAGUCACCAAAGCAAGAUACUUUAGAUGGAACAAAGCAAUCAAAUGCUUUGGUGGUGCGAACUCUGUCGUCCUGGACCAAACGGGAAAGCCAGGCCAGUAUCUUUAACUUCCGUCUAAGGAACAAAGAAUCUGAAACAGAUGCCGACGACGAAUUUAGCAAUCAUGGUGAUCCGGAUAGUCAUCCUGGUUCUCUUGUCUUGCCCUGGCAAAGGAGACGAAUUAGUGCACAGAGCACAAGCAGCCAUGGCUCUCAGGUCUUCUACCCCAGCCUCAAUAUCAACGGAAAGCUGUUUGUUGCUAUAGAUCAGAACGGCAUCUCAAGUCCAGGACCGCUUACCCCUCUGCCAUUACCAGCAUGCACCAUGGAGAAGGUCAAAGAAGAAAGUGGAUCACACGAGCUGAGCAGUACGCUCCUCCCACAGCUGUCCCUGGAGGGCCGAGACAGGGCGCUAAGUGCUGCUAGCUACCUCACUGACGCCAUGGAAGAGCUGGAGGAAGCACACCAGAAAUGUCCUCCCUGCUGGUAUACAUUUGCCCACAAGUACCUGGUGUGGACAUGCUGCCCUGGCUGGCUCAAACUGAAAGAGUGGAUCAAGAUCAUGGUAAUGGAUCCCUUUCUGGACCUGGCGAUCACCAUCUGCAUCGUGCUCAACACACUCUUUAUGGCCUUGGAGCAUUACCCAAUGACAGACGACUUCAACAGGAUGCUUUCUGUGGGCAACCUGGUCUUCACAGGAAUCUUCACAGCUGAGAUGGUCCUGAAGAUCAUCGCCUUGGACCCAUACUACUACUUCCAACAGGGCUGGAACAUCUUUGACAGCUUCAUUGUUUGUCUCAGCUUGAUGGAGCUUGGGCUUUCUAAUGUCGAAGGCCUGUCUGUCCUGCGCUCCUUCAGACUGCUGCGAGUCUUCAAGCUGGCUAAAUCAUGGCCCACACUGAACACCCUGAUAAAGAUCAUAGGCAACUCUGUGGGUGCUUUAGGAAACCUCACUCUGGUUUUGGCCAUCAUCGUCUUCAUCUUCGCCGUGGUGGGCAUGCAGCUGUUUGGGAAGAAUUAUGAGAUGUGUGUAUGCAAGCUCUCCAAGGAUUGUAAACUGCCACGAUGGCACAUGAAAGACUUCUUCCACUCCUUUCUAAUCGUGUUCCGGGUGCUGUGUGGUGAAUGGAUCGAGACCAUGUGGGAUUGUAUGGAGGUUGCUGGACAGCCCCUUUGCAUCCUGGUCUUCAUGCUGGUCAUGGUGAUUGGGAACCUGGUGGUUCUGAAUCUCUUCCUGGCUCUGCUACUCAGCUCGUUCAGUGCGGACAACCUGUCAGCGCCGGACGAUGACGGUGAGCUGAACAACCUGCAAAUUGCCAUAGGUCGCAUCCAAAGAGGAAUCCUGUGGCUGCGCCGGGCCCUGUGUGAUUUCUUCAAUGGCAACUUCAAGCGAAGACGGCAGAAGGCCAAAGAGGCAAAGGCCAUGCUGAAGCUGAAGAGGCUCAGCCAGCAGGCCCAGAGGGCCGAGGGCAACGGCACAGCAGGGGUCAUUGGCCGCACUGGAGAUAAGUGCGCCUCUCCGGAUGACAGCUACAUGACCAACCCCAACCUGACCAUCAGUGUGCCUAUUGCACCUGGAGAGUCAGACGUAGAGUUUCCGGAUGAAGAGGAUGAUGACGAUGAAGCUAGUGACAGCUCUGAUGAAGAGAAGGAAGCAGAAACCAAACCGAGUGACGACAUCAGCCUAUCCGAGGGCAGCACAAUUGACCUCCGAAAGCCUGGAGAGGAGGAAGAUGAAUACUCUGAGAUGGCAGAGGAGGACAUGGACCCGGAAAAUUGUCUCCCUGAUGUGUGCCUCCGUCAUUUCCAGUGCUGUGAUAUCGACACUACUGUGGGUCUGGGCAAGGUGUGGUGGCAGCUCAGGAAGACCAGCUAUCAGAUAGUGGAGCACAGCUGGUUCGAAUCAUUCAUCAUCUUCAUGAUCCUGCUGAGCAGCGGCGCUCUGGCAUUUGAAGACAUUUAUAUUGAACAGAGAAAAGUGGCCAAGAUUGUGCUCGAGUUUGCAGACAAGAUCUUCACCUACAUCUUCAUCCUGGAAAUGGUACUGAAAUGGCUCGCAUAUGGCUUUAAGAAGUACUUCACAAACUACUGGUGCUGGCUUGACUUUCUAAUCGUCGAUAUUUCAGUGAUUGGCCUGUUGGCGAGUGCCCUCAAUUAUGAACAAAUUGGCACCUUGCGUGUUCUAAGGACGCUUCGGGCAUUGAGGCCGCUACGGGCCGUAUCUCGCUUUGCUGGCAUGAGGGUGGUGGUGAACGCUUUGAUUGGGGCCAUCCCCUCCAUCAUGAACGUCCUGCUGGUGUGUCUCAUCUUCUGGCUCAUCUUCAGUAUCAUGGGUGUAAACCUGUUCGCUGGAAAAUUUGGCCGCUGCAUCAACCGCUCAGGCUUCAUCUACAAUGCCUCACACAUUAACAACAAGACCGAGUGCCUGGCUAUGAACGAUACCCAGUACUACUGGACGAAAGUAAAAGUCAACUUUGAUAACGUGGGUGCUGGCUACCUUGCACUGCUUCAAGUGGCUACUUUUAAAGGCUGGAUGGACAUCAUGUAUGCAGCAGUGGAUUCACGAGCUGUGGAGCAGCAGCCAAUAAAGGAGAUCAACUUGUACAUGUACCUUUAUUUUGUGAUUUUCAUCAUUUUUGGAUCAUUCUUCACCCUAAACCUGUUCAUCGGUGUGAUCAUCGACAACUUCAACCAACAGAAACGCAAGUUAGGUGGACAGGACAUCUUCAUGACUGAAGAGCAGAAAAAAUAUUAUAAUGCCAUGAAAAAACUGGGAUCAAAAAAACCUCAGAAACCUAUUCCCAGGCCUUUGAAUGCAUUCCAAGGAUUCUUCUUUGACUUGGUGGCAAAACAAGCUUUCGACAUCAUUAUAAUGUUGCUCAUCCUCCUGAACAUGUUGGCCAUGAUGGUGGAGACAGAUGAACAGUCCCCUUACAUGGAGUCCAUCCUGUAUAAUAUCAACCUGGCCUUCAUCAUCAUCUUCACCGCCGAGUGCAUCAUUAAGAUUAUUGCCCUCCGCUGCUAUUUCUUCACCGUCAACUGGAACAUCUUUGACUUUGUGGUAGUCAUUCUCUCCAUUGUGGGUAUUGUUCUCGCAGAUAUAAUUGAGAAAUACUUCGUUUCGCCGACUCUUUUCCGAGUGAUCCGACUGGCCCGAAUAGGACGUAUACUUCGUCUCAUUCGAGGAGCCAAAGGAAUCAGAACGUUACUAUUUGCCUUAAUGAUGUCCUUACCUGCAUUGUUCAAUAUAGGUCUCCUGCUCUUCUUAGUCAUGUUCAUCUAUGCCAUUUUUGGAAUGGCAAACUUUGCCUAUGUGAAGAAACAAGGUGGAAUCGAUGACAUGUUCAACUUUGAGACAUUUGGCAACAGCAUGAUUUGCCUUUUCCAGAUAACGACUUCAGCUGGCUGGGACAGCCUGCUCAGUCCCAUUUUGAAUAACUCCCCUGAAGAGUGUGACCCCACUGUGCCAAACAUAGGCACCACAGUCCGGGGCAACUGUGGGAACCCCACAGUAGGCAUUACCUUCUUUGUUACUUACAUUAUCAUAUCUUUUCUCAUUGUGGUGAACAUGUACAUUGCCAUUAUCCUUGAGAACUUCAGUGUGGCCACAGAGGAGAGCACUGAGCCACUAAGCGAGGAUGACUUUGAGAUGUUCUACGAGGUUUGGGAGAAAUUUGAUCCCGAGGCCACACAGUUCAUCGAGUAUGCUAAGCUUUCGGAUUUUGCCGAUUCGCUGUCCGAGCCGCUGCGUAUCGCCAAGCCUAAUAAAAUUAAGCUGAUUUCUAUGGACUUGCCCAUGGUGAGCGGUGACAAGAUUCACUGUCUGGACAUCCUGUUUGCCUUUACCAAGCGUGUGCUAGGCGAAUCAGAUGAAAUGGAUGCUCUCAAGCAACAAAUGGAAGAGAAGUUUAUGAUGGCAAAUCCAUCCAAAAUCUCCUACGAGCCCAUUACUACAACUUUACGACGUAAGCAAGAGGAGGUAUCGUCCAUCGUUAUACAGAGGGCCUACAGAAGGCAUUUACUCCGGAGACAGUUGAGGCAAGCCUCGUUCAUAUAUCGACAGAUCAAUGUAGAAGGAGCUGCCAGCAGUGAGGAUGACAGCCCACCAGAGAAGGAGGGACUCAUAGCCUUCAUGUUGAAGGAGAAUUAUGGACCUGAGACAGAGGCUCUGUCCUCGACCUCCUCACCCCCGUCUUAUGACAGUGUGACAAGAGCCACUAGUGAGCUUUUCCAAGCUCUAAUACCUGAGCCCAGGAACAGUGACCUGAGCAAACCUGACCCUGACAAAGACCGUGAAACAUUUCUAUAACAUUAAGUAUAAAGAUGCUCUCUCACACACGUUAAUCUUCUUGUUACUUUGUUUUUUGUUUACAGAAUGUAACAUAGCUCAAACAACACUCUCAACUCUUGAUACAUGGGACUGUGCAUCAAGAUUUCAAGGUUUUUGUAGGACAAGUUGAUGUUUUUAAUUCUCCUGUGUUUCACAUUUUGUUUGAAUAUACAGGGGCAAAGUGUAGACAGCUCACAGUUAACUUUGCUUCAGUUUAUAUGCAUGAGUGAGAUUCUGCAGCAGUUACACUGCAGUUAUAUCACAGAUGUACUACUCAUAUAUUAGAUUAACGAAAUACAGUUUAUCAACAUUUACAAAGUAUGCCUGACCAUCUGAGUUUAUUAAAAGGUCUUACUUAAA